This is a messenger RNA of Mesocricetus auratus (golden hamster), 2684 nucleotides long. It is a transcript of the gene Dok7, whose product is annotated as docking protein 7. The coding region runs from base 140 to 1954 and encodes 604 amino acids. Gene Ontology annotation, biological process: neuromuscular junction development; positive regulation of protein tyrosine kinase activity. Gene Ontology annotation, molecular function: protein kinase binding. Lineage: Eukaryota; Metazoa; Chordata; Mammalia; Rodentia; Cricetidae. The record is from RefSeq and is a predicted model, not a curated record. The transcript has 10 exons.
UGCGCCCCGCCCGCCGCGUCGGGCCCGCCCUCCUGGCGCAGCCCUGGGCCCUCCCGGAGCUAUUUUGAAAGUGACCCUGGGCUCGGGCGCCCGGGGCUCGUGGAGAGGGCGCGGCGGGCGGCGGGAACCAUGACAGAAGAUGACCGAGGCAGCGCUGGUGGAGGGCCAGGUCAAGCUGCGGGACGGCAAGAAGUGGAAGAGUAGGUGGCUGGUGCUACGCAAGCCAUCGCCGGUGGCAGACUGCCUGCUGAUGCUGGUCUACAAGGACAGGUGCGAACGCUCCAAGGGUCUGCAGGAGCGCAGCAGCCUCACCCUGGAGGACAUCUGUGGCCUGGAGCCCGCCCUGCCCUAUGAGGGCCUGGCCCACACUCUGGCCAUCAUCUGCCUGUCCCAGGCUGUCAUGCUGGGCUUUGACAGCCAUGAGGCCAUGUGUGCCUGGGACACCCGUAUCCGCUACGCAUUGGGCGAAGUGCAUAGGUUCCAUGUGACGGUAGCUCCUGGCACCAAGCUGGAGAGUGGUCCAGCAACUCUCCACCUCUGCAAUGACAUCCUCGUCCUGGCCAGAGACAUCCCUCCAGCUGUCAUGGGGCAGUGGAAGCUGUCUGAUCUCCGUCGCUAUGGGGCUGUGCCAAACGGAUUCAUCUUUGAAGGCGGGACCAGGUGUGGGUACUGGGCUGGAGUCUUCUUCUUGUCCUCAGCUGAGGGAGAGCAGAUCAGCUUUCUGUUUGACUGCAUUGUCCGAGGCAUCUCCCCGACCAAAGGCCCGUUUGGGCUUCGGCCAGUUCUCCCAGACCUGAGCCCUGGAGGGCCCUCAGCCUCAGAGGAGCGUGUUGCCCAGGAAGCACUGGAAACCUUGCAGCUGGAGAAGCGACUUAGCCUGCUUUCACACUCUGGCCGGCCGGGCAGUGGAGGGGAUGAUCGAAGCCUAUCCAGUUCCUCUUCCGAGGCCAGCCACUCAGACGUCAGUGCCAGCAGCCGGCUCCCUGCAUGGCCAGAACAGUCCUCGUCCUCAGCCAGCACAUCACAGGAAGGGCCAGGCCUGGUGGCUGCCCAGGGUCCAGGAGAAGCCAUGCUGGGAGCCUCAAGGCCACCCCUCAAGCCACUGCGGCCUCGACAGUUGCAGGAAGUUGGCCGCCAGAGCUCCUCUGACAGUGGCAUUGCCACAGGCAGCCACUCCUCCUACUCUGGCAGCUUCUCAUCCUAUGCGGGCAGCAGCCUGGACAUGUGGCGGGCUGGAGACGAGUUUGGUUCUCUGCUAAGCCUGCCUGCUGGAGCUAGUGCACCUGAGCCCAAACUGUGUACCUGCCCACCUGGGGUGGCUGAGUACCAGGUGCCCACCUCAUUACGACACCACUAUGACACACCUCGAAGCUUGCGCCUGGCCCCCAGAGACCCAAGCCCAGCCUCUCAGGGCAGCCCUGACCACAGUUCAGCCACGGACUUGGGUGGUCAGGCACCCUCCUCCAGUUGCCUGGGAGCUCGACGGCGGGGACAGGCAACAGAAGGCCCAGGCAGUGAAACCACACUGCCCAGUCCAUCCCCUGGCGAGUCCUGGGAAGCAGGCAGCCCCCAUGCAGGGCCACCUCCAGCUUUCUUUUUGUCAUGUUCAGUCUGUGGCGGACUCAAGGUCAUGGCUACGUCACCCCCUGGACUCACUGUGACAUAUCCAGGAUCUCCAGGGCCCAUGGCUUCUGACAGCCCAGGGCUGGAACGACCACGUAGUGAGAUGCCCACCUAUGUGAACAUCCCCAUCAGUCCUACCUCUCGACUGCAGCUGCACUACAUGGGCCUGGAGUUCCCAGGGGCCAGUGGGAGUGUGCGAGGGGCCAGCACUUCCGGCUAUGCCCAGAUCGACAUCAUGGCUACAGAGACAGCACAUCGCGUGGGGGUCCGGCAUGCACAAACCCGGGAAGAACGAUUGUCAGAGCUGGAGCAGCGGAAGAAAGGGUCCUGAGGCUGCAGCUCAGGUUGGGGCUUGCUGGGCACCUGGCCAGCUGGACCAUCUUUAUCCUUUUGUGGGUCCGGCCCUUGUGGCUAGGGUCCCUGGCCUGUCUGUGUACUCCGGUGGUCAGUGAUGGAAGCUGAAUCUUGGCCUCCUGCUGCAAUGGAGGCUGUGGUUGGUCUUUGUGCUUUGGAAUGAGCCGCCGAAGGUUCUGGGCCCAUCCAUCUCAGUUCAUUCCAGUGUGUGAAAGCCAUGUAGCAGUCUUCUCUCUGCCAUUAGGGCCUCUAGCCUCACUGGUGCCCAAGACUGACCCUUCUUUUGGCCUGAACAAGUUCUAGGCUAUGGGGGUGCCAAGACACCUAUCUCCAGCUACAGCCUACCAGUGGAAACUGAAAACAGUCUCCCUGGCCUGGAAUGCAAGCUGCACUUCCCAUCCUGGAUGAGUGGCCAUGAUGACAGCUUACACUAGCAGAGCAGUCUGAACCAGCUCUGCACUGCAGAGGGACCUGUGACUUGCAACCGCCAUACACCUGACUGGCUCUGCGCCUGGGAUCCUGCAGCCUCCCCUACCCACCUCCUCCUGCAGUGUCGCUACUGAGCCAGGCCCUGCACCUUGAGUGAAGACCAUGGUGGGGACAGAACUGUUCUUAUUGUCAUCUUGUUGGGACCUAUUCCAGCCAGUUGGGUAAACUGUUUUAAAUCUCUGCUGUUAUAUUUUUAACAAUCCAUAUUAUUUUCCAAA